Molecule: messenger RNA, 2127 nt
Organism: Symbiodinium sp. CCMP2592
Lineage: Eukaryota; Dinophyceae; Suessiales; Symbiodiniaceae
Source: the annotation of a GenBank genome assembly
AUGCUGGCCGAGGACCCCCGUGCCUUCCGGGUCGUUUUUUCUGAUUUUAGAGUGGGCGGUGGGGGGCUGACCAUGGGUGACAACAACUGGGAGAAGUUCCAAAUUUGGCUGGAUGAGGAUCCUGACAAGGUUCUGUAUCCAGGCAACCCCAACGAGGGCAAAGAAGCGGCCAUCGUUGGACCUGAGAGCAGCGUCGACAAGGCCCUUUCGUGGAGAAUAUCCGGCAUGUGUCACCAGGCACGGCUGAUCAACGAAGAGCAGUACAAAACACUCGCUGAGGGUGAGGACUCCAUGGACUGCAUGGUUGCCUUCGGCGGGAACUAUGUUCCUGAAAAUGUCUCUGACCCGACGGACAUCUCGCAAAUGCCGGUGGCGAACCUCAACGCUGGCAUGGAGGGCAACCCUGGUGACAAGUACCGGAUCCGUCUCCAUGUGCAGGGACAGUACAGGCGCCUCGAGUGGUGCAAAGCCAGAGGGGCUGAUGCCGUGCCCCCUCUGGGUCGCAGGCGAUUCGCGCACAAGUUCGCGAUAAUUGGUGAUCAUAGCUACUGGACCUUUGAGGACAUGCAGGAGGAGUACCGCUCCAAAGUACCUCUGGCUCACGAGCAAGCCUGCCCAAGCAGUGAGCUUCUGGAGAGGCUGCUUUCCAUACUGAAGGACCAGCACCUUCGGCUGAAAGACUUGCCCGAGUCUCACUCCCCAGACUUCGCCAAGCUCCUACAAGAGCUGGGCUUCAGUUCGGCCCUUGAGCGCGUGAAGCUGGCGAAGGCCGUCCGAGCUUUAAAAAGUGAGCAGAAUGAGGCGAACUUGAAGGAAAGUGAUGGGGAUACCAAGUUUGAUACCUGGCAAUAUGAGGAGAUGUCCAGGGUCCAGAAGGUUGAGGCCAAAAGCAUGGUGAAAGACUUUGUUAAGGCAAUGGUUCAUGGCCGCCGACUCCAAAAAUUGAGCGCCGAGACGGGCGAGAUCGUGGAUGUGCAGGUCUCUUUGAAUAAGAAGGUCGACCGACUGACGAUCGAAGGUAUCGAAGCUCAAAGGGACGAGGCUCCCAUCCUCACAGAUCUCUGCGACAUCUUCGAUGUCGUGCCCAUGACCGAGCCGGACUUCACUGUGAUCGUGAAAACCCGCGACAGCGAACUGUGCCUUCUUCUCCCAACCUUGGAAGAGCGGGACGCUUUCACCAAUGCUUUGGGCAUUCUGUCGCAAGUGGAGGAAGAGAAGGGAGUCUUCGCUGCAGAGGUGCGGAUCUUGAAAGAGACCAGCAACUUCCAGAUCUACAGAGACCGGGACUUUGAGCAGGGCUUCUACCCUGCACCUGAGGCGACUGCGGGAGGUUCAGACCAAGAGAUUCAAGGCCCCGAUGAGCUGGGCCAGGGCACGAACUGGGUGGUGAAGGGCAAGGUUGGGGAUGUCUUCAAGAUCACCUUUAGACGCCAAGUUCGACGGGGCCAGGACAAAAGGAGCAUCAGUUGGGAGCGCUUGCGAAACGAGACUGUGGAUUUCCAGGAGAUGUCCAAGUCUCACAAGUACUACCUGGUUGGUUCCUGGAACCAGUUUCGCGAGUGCAAGGAAAUGCUCGAGCACCAGGUGAACGGAGAGAAGCGAGUGCUGAAGCAGGAAUUCACGGUGGGCAAGACUGGCACAGAAAAGUUUCAGAUCCUCUUGAACUGCAAUUUCUUGGCCGCGGUGCAUCCAGAUGCGGACGAAGCGAGGAAGACCGGGUACAAGCUCUGUGGCCCGGACGAUGCAGGCUCCGGCAAGUAUUGGGCCACGGGAACCUCCGAGCAGCUUUUGCAAGGUGACCACGUGAUGGUCUACCUUGAGCUCUCUGCGGGAUUGCCUCACAACGUGUGGUGGGAGAGGUUUAACUCGCCAGAUGCUCACCAAGAGUAUCUGGCCGCCGGAGCACAGCGCGUGUGGGAGAGGCAUAACCGACUGAUGGGCCUCAUCCCAUGGCAGAGUGACGAGAAGCCGGCCAGAUUGGUGAAUCCUCCGGAGUGGUAUGGCGGUGGACGCGAGAGAGAGGACUUGGUGAUGAAGAAUGUCUUCGUGCUGACUCAGGAAAUGCUGGAUCCGAACUAUGGCAAGCAGGAGGUGGAAGAGGAGCCGUUUGCACUGUCCGACAAGUGA